Messenger RNA from Sinocyclocheilus rhinocerous, 2375 nucleotides. RefSeq names its product cadherin-13-like. Lineage: Eukaryota; Metazoa; Chordata; Actinopteri; Cypriniformes; Cyprinidae. Gene Ontology annotation, biological process: cell-cell junction assembly; homophilic cell-cell adhesion; cell-cell adhesion mediated by cadherin. Gene Ontology annotation, molecular function: calcium ion binding; cadherin binding; beta-catenin binding. The transcript has 15 exons. Gene Ontology annotation, cellular component: adherens junction; plasma membrane; catenin complex. The record is from RefSeq and is a predicted model, not a curated record. The coding region runs from base 144 to 2375 and encodes 743 amino acids.
UGCUCUGCUCACGAGGCUGCAGUUCUAUUUGGGAAGUUGGCAGCUCGAGGCAGAGGGGCUUUACUCUCGCGACUCUGGAAUUAUGAACAGCGCUGGUCUGACCAGCAUCUUGUUUUGAACAUUAUUCCCACUGAUCUGAGACCAUGGAGUUCGGAACCCGCAUUUUCAUCGCAUUCCUCGUUUGCCAGGUUGUAUGCACUGGAGCGCAGGAAGAGGAAGAGAAGACUGAAUGUGUACCGGGAUUUCAGGAGAAGGAGUACCAGGUGGAGUACAGUGGAGGGUUCCUCAAAGACGUUCCUCUGCUGCAAGUGGUUUUCGACGACUGCGCUGGAAAUGAGGGUGUUGAGUUUGAAGUAUCGAACCCUGACUUUCUAAUCGACGAGAACCUGAAUCUGGUUCCCAGAAGAGACGUGAUUGACAGCGGAGAUGUCAUGUUUGUCCACGGUGUCAACGUUCAUGUUGAUGACAUGGCACAGGUGACCAUUAUGGGAGCACCAUCCAGAUCUCCUCAGACACUCAGGGAGAUCCUGGGUCUAUCAGACAUGAUGCCAUACCGAUCCAAAAGAUCCCUGCUGGUGCCCCCCAUGUUUGUCCCAGAGAACCAGAGAGCCCCCUUCCCCAGGUUAAUUGGAAAGUCGCAUGUGAUCUCAUCUGACAUGAAGGAAGACCACAUCUUCCGUCUGAUGGGAAGGGGAGCAGAUCAAGACCCUAAGGGUGUGUUCAGCAUCAACCGACUGACGGGAGAUGUGGCAGUUAGCCGAGCCCUGGAUCGAGAGGCCAUUGCGUACUACCAUCUCCAGGUAUCCACCACUGACCUAAGUGGCAGAUUGGUAGAGGGACCUGUAGACCUGGACGUGUCUGUUAUUGACCAGAAUGACAACCGACCGGUGUUCAAGGAGCCGCGUUACUCUGGGGAGGUUCUGGAGGGCUCCCCCACAGGCACUACAGUGAUGACCAUGACGGCUUACGACGCAGACGAUCCCAACACGGACAACGCUGUACUGCGCUACAUCAUCGUGAGACAGCUGCCCGAUAAACCUUCACCCAAUAUGUUCUACAUCGACCCGGAAAGAGGCGACAUUGUCACCGUGAUAGCACCCCACCAGCUCGAUAGAGAGACUCUUCCAACCACGCAGUAUGAGCUAGAGAUUGUGGCGAAGGACAUGGCAGGAAGUGAUGUGGGACUGACAGGAACCGCAACAGCCACCAUCACCAUCACAGACAGGAAUGACCACGCACCCGAGUUUACACACUCACUGUUCCAGGCAUCAGUGAAUGAGGGAUCAACUGGGGUGGUAGUGAACCUGACAGUGGAUGACAGAGACGACCCCGCCACUGGAGCCUGGAGAGCCAUCUACUCCAUCAUCAAUGGAGAUCCCAACCAGAACUUUGAGAUACAGACCAACCUGGACAACAAUGAAGGGAUGCUGUCAGUGGUAAAGCCUCUGGACUAUGAAAGUUCAAUGUUUCACACACUGCUGAUAAAAGUGGAAAACGAAGACCCUCUGGUUCCUGACAUUGUGUAUGGCCCCAGCUCUACAGCGACAGUUUACAUUACAGUUAUGGAUGUGAAUGAAGGACCGGUGUUCUUCCCAGAUCCUCUGGUUGUCAUCAGGAGAGAAAAUAUUCCCGUUGGAAGCUUUGUUGCCAUGCUGAACGCUACUGACCCAGACUACCUACAAACGCAGAGCAUAAGGUUCACUGUAUUGAGAGACCCAGCAGACUGGCUGAUCGUGAACCCCUUCAAAGGCAACGUCACCACCAGAGCCAUACUGGACCGCGAGUCUCCACACGUUCACAACAACCAGUACACCGCUCUCUUCAUGGCUACAGAUAGCGGAAGUCCACCCGCCUCGGGCACGGGUAAGCUGAUAAUCACUCUGGAGGACGAGAAUGACAACGCUCCCUACGUCUUCCCCUCCGUGGCCCGCGUGUGCGAGGACGCUAAAGACAUGAAUGUGGUGGUGAUCGGGGGACGAGACAAGGACAUUCAUCCUAAUACAGAUCCUUUCAAGAUCGAACUUGGCAAACAGCCAGGACUGGAGAAAACAUGGAAAAUCUCCAGGAUCAAUGACACUCACUCCCAGAUCAUGUUGCUGCACAGUCUGAAAAAGGCUAACUACAACCUGCCGCUGGUUCUGACCGAUUCUGGCGUGCCUCCAAUAUCCAACAACACAGAACUGAAAGUUCAAGUGUGCACCUGUAAGAAGAACAGAAUGGACUGCAGCCGUGCCGGCUCCAUCCAAACAAACCUCUUGCUAUUGCUCGGCCUGGUUCUGCUCUCCAUCCUCUGUAAGUAUCCUUUCAUUCCACCCUCUACAACACUCACAUGCACGCCUAACCCCUCUUAUCAGAAUGCUGGAAAUGCCAGGUGA